AAAUGUCAAUUGUCAAUUUAAAAAUUUAAAAUAUUAAACCGCGACCGCCGGUGAUGUGGAAAAUAAAACAAAACAAAAAUAAUAAUUUAGUAUUGUAAUUGUGACCUUUAAAACGAUUAAUUAUAUUACUGUCCUUUAAUUGAUUAUAUUCAAUUUAAGUUGUUUUUUUGUUUCCAAACUUAAAAAAAUUAAAAACUACAUCUAAAGAUGAAGGAUCCACGCUCCGAAUUAUGUUCAAAAUACAUCAAAAUAUUCUUAGUUGUAUCCUGUUAUUGGGUUGUAUCAAUAGCCACAGUAUUUGUAAACAAAAGCCUGCUGAGCGGCCAAUCAGUGAACUUGGAGGCUCCUUUGUUCAUCACAUGGUUUCAAUGUGUCGUCUCAUUUGUUAUAUGUUUCACUUUGAGCACUACUGGAGGUAUAACUGGUGUGUUCAGCUUCCCCAAAGGUAGUCCUUGGUGCAAAGAAGUGGCAAGGAAUGUGGUUCCUUUAUCAAUAAUGUUUACAUUGAUGAUAGCAUUCAACAACCUCUGUCUCAAGUAUGUGGGAGUGCCGUUCUACUUCAUAGGCAGAUCGCUCACUACGGUCUUCAAUGUGGCACUCAGUUGGGUGCUGUUGAAACAGGCUACAUCUAUGAGAUGCAUGCUGUGCUGUGCUUGCAUCAUAUUUGGAUUCUACCUCGGAGUUGAUCAGGAGAAUGUGUUAGGGUCAUUUUCCCUUCUCGGAACGGUAUACGGCGUUGCCGGUUCCCUCAUGCUGUCUCUUUACUCCAUCUACACAAAGAAAGUGUUGCCAAGCGUCAACCAGGAGGUGUGGCUCCUGUCAUAUUACAACAACGCUUACUCCAUCAUAAUAUUCCUGCCCCUGAUAGUGAUGAACGGGGAGCUGAGCGUUUUGUGGAACUACAACAAAUUUGGUAGCACUUUCUUCUGGAUACAAAUGAUUAUUGGUGGCGUUUGCGGAUUUGCUAUUGGAUAUGUGACUUCGCUGCAAAUAAAGGUGACGUCUCCCUUAACCCACAACAUAUCGGGCACGGCCAAAGCCUGCGCUCAGACAGUCAUAGCAACCGAAUGGUACAACGAGAGCAAGAACACCCUGUGGUGGUCGUCCAACAUCAUCGUGCUAGCGAGCAGCGCUAUGUACGCGAGGUUCAAACAACUCGAAAUGGAGGAGCAAGCCAAGAAACCCAUACCUGAAGACCGUAAGAGCUUAGUAUGACAAUAUUAAAUAAACUAAAUAAUGAUA
Molecule: messenger RNA, 1242 nt
Organism: Bicyclus anynana (squinting bush brown)
Lineage: Eukaryota; Metazoa; Arthropoda; Insecta; Lepidoptera; Nymphalidae
Gene: nac
Product: GDP-fucose transporter 1
Exons: 5
Coding region: 208-1215 (335 amino acids)
Biological process (GO): protein O-linked glycosylation via fucose; GDP-fucose import into Golgi lumen
Cellular component (GO): Golgi apparatus
Molecular function (GO): antiporter activity
Source: RefSeq, a predicted model, not a curated record